Mesorhabditis belari is the source of this 1287-nucleotide messenger RNA. NCBI's taxonomy places the organism in Eukaryota, Metazoa, Nematoda, Chromadorea, Rhabditida, Rhabditidae. The record is from the annotation of a GenBank genome assembly.
AUGACAAACGAUUGUUCGGAAGAAAUUUUGGAUUUGACAGCGAAUCUUUCGAAUGAUUGUGAAAUUUGUGGAGAACCGGCAAUCGGGUGGAAUUAUGGGGCAAUCGUUUGUGGCAGUUGCAAGAUCUUCUUCAUUCGAGCCACCACCUCGGCAGCUCCAAUCCCGAAAUGUCAAAACGCCGAGAGAUGUGUUCCACCAAAAUUUUUCUGUGAUAAAGCUGGGAAAGUGAAAUGCAUUUCGUGUCGUUACAAGAGAGCGCUUCGAGCAGGAAUGGAUCCAGAAAGACCAGCUCGUCGUCGUGGCUGUUUUCUACGAGAAAGGAGAGCUCAAGUUGGACUAAAACCAAGGGGAAGACCAAAAAAUGGAGAAAUUUUGAAAAAACCAUGUACAAGUGGAAAUAUUGGUCUGAAAGAGCUCCAAAUAGCAGCGCAGAGCUUCUCGGCUCCGGUUUUUGUUGGCCCUUGUGAUUCAGUUGAAACCAUCAGAAAUCUUUUGAAUCUAGAAAGUUUAAUCUCAAACGAUGAUUUGGCAAAGUCGAUUGUCCUUGAUUACACCUAUUCAUUGGAUGUCUCGAUAACGGAUGUUCUAGCGAAUCCGGGGGUUUUGUGUCAACGAGUACCGAUGGGAAUCGACGGAUCGAAUCCGCCAAAGAUCCCGGAAAAUUGUUUGGCAACACUUGGUGGAAGGCUGUGUGCCCGUUUAUCGAUGCAUUGUGCCGAUUGGUGUCGGGGAAUUCCCGAAUUUUGGAAUCUCCACGAAGAGGAUCGGAUAAACCUAUUCGCGCGUUUAAUCGGGCAAUUGGGCCCUUUCACCGACUACUUCAUGACCUACAAACACUCGUUCACUGGCGGCCUUCUCACUACUUUUGGUUCUCAUGCGAAAAUCGAUGAAUUGCAUAUUUUAGAUGAAUUCAAGGAAACCUUUUAUUUUCAUAUUUAUUACGGAUUGAAUACAGUGAUUCCAAUGAUGAAAAGAACUGAAAUCAGAGAUGAAGAAUUUCUAUUGCUUAAAGCGAUCAUUUUAUUUUCUUCAGAUAUCGGUUUCCGAGAGAUCAGUUCACAAGUGACACGAAAAGCUUUCUACAAGUACACCAUGAUAUUGCUUGAGCAUCUCAAAAUUCGAUUCAAAGAUGAAAAAGUGGCUUUGGUGAAGUUCAACGAGUUGAUGAUGAUACCAAUGUGUAUGCAAACAGUUGCCGCAAAACUUCAGUCACAAUUCGGCCAAGUGUUUCUUACAAAGCAAGCUGGAGUUGAGGGGAAAUUUCCGGAAGAGAUAUUCUUCAAAACA